AUGGCCGCGGCGUUGCGCGGCCGACGGCGCUUCUGGCUGCCGCUGGCGGCGGCGGGCCCGGGCCGGCUCGGCUCCCUGGGUGCUGCCAUGCAGCAGCCCGCCGCUGUCCCGGCGCGGCCGGGCGGCCCCGAGGGCGGCGCGCAGGCAGGCGGCGGGGGCUGGCUGGGCGCGCUGCGCUUCGACAACCUGGCGCUGCGCUCGCUGCCGGUGGACGGCUCGGAGGACGGCGGGCCGCGGGCCGUGCCCGGCGCCUGCUUCUCCCGGGUGCGGCCCAGCCCGCUGCAGAACCCGCGGCUGGUGGCCAUGUCGCUGCCGGCGCUGGCGCUGCUGGGGCUGGAGGCGCCCGCGGCCGAUCGGGAGGCGGCGGAGGCCGAGGCGGCGCUGUACUUCAGCGGGAACCGGCUGCUGGCGGGCUCGGAGCCGGCGGCGCACUGCUACUGCGGCCACCAGUUCGGCAGCUUCGCGGGGCAGCUGGGCGACGGCGCCGCCAUGUACUUGGGCGAGGUGCUGGGCCCGCGGGGCGAGCGCUGGGAGAUCCAGCUGAAGGGCGCCGGCCUCACCCCCUUCUCCCGACAAGCUGAUGGUCGGAAAGUCCUGCGGUCGAGCAUACGGGAGUUCCUGUGCAGUGAGGCUAUGUUUCACCUAGGAAUACCAACAACGAGGGCUGGAACCUGUGUGACAUCCGACUCGAAAGUCGUCCGUGACAUAUUUUAUGAUGGGAAUCCAAAAAGUGAAAGGUGUACAGUUGUUCUGAGAAUAGCUUCCACGUUUAUAAGAUUUGGUUCUUUCGAAAUUUUUAAACCUACUGAUGAAUACACAGGACGCAAGGGUCCCAGUGUUAACCGAAAUGAUAUUCGAAUACAGAUGCUUGAUUAUGUGAUCAGCACUUUCUAUCCAGAAAUCCAGGAGGCUUAUUCAGACAACAGUAUUCAGAGGAAUGCUGCUUUCUUCAGAGAGGUAACAAAACGGACCGCGAGAUUGGUUGCUGAAUGGCAAUGUGUUGGGUUUUGCCAUGGCGUGCUGAAUACAGAUAAUAUGAGCAUAGUUGGACUAACCAUUGACUGGCCUUUUGGAUUUAUGGACAGAUAUGACCCUGAGCACAUUUGCAAUGGUUCAGAUAAUACAGGGCGCUAUGCUUACAACAAGCAGCCAGAGAUUUGUAAGUGGAACCUGGGGAAGCUUGCUGAAGCUCUAGUUCCAGAGCUGCCCUUGGAAAUAAGUGAACUCAUCCUGGAAGAGGAAUAUGAUGCAGAAUUUGAGAAACAUUAUUUGCAGAAGAUGAGGAAGAAACUAGGCCUAAUCCAGCUGGAAUUAGAAGAAGAUAGUAAGCUGGUGUCUGAACUCCUCGAAACCAUGCAUCUCACAGGUGGAGACUUCACAAAUAUUUUCUACUUGCUGAGUUCGUUCUCAGUAGACUCUGAUCCUUCAAAAUUGGAAGGUUUCUUAGAAGAGCUUACAAGUCAGUGUGCUUCUGUGGAAGAACUAAAAGUUGCUUUCAAACCGCAGAUGGAUCCAAGACAACUGUCAAUGAUGCUAAUGUUGGCUCAGUCUAAUCCUCAGCUGUUUGCAUUAAUUGGAACAAAAGCUAAUAUAAAUAAAGAAUUAGAACGCAUUGAACAAUUCUCUAAACUGCAGCAAUUAACAGCAGCUGAUUUACUCAGCAGAAAUAAAAGACACUGGAAAGAAUGGCUGGAGAAAUACAGAGUCCGUUUGCAAAAAGAAAUAGAAAGUGUUAGUGAUGCUGAUGCCUGGAACACUGAUCGUGUGAGGGUUAUGAAUUCAAACAAUCCAAAAUAUGUCUUGAGAAAUUAUAUUGCCCAGAAUGCCAUAGAAGCAGCUGAAGGUGGGGAUUUCUCAGAGGUAAGAAAUGUAUUGAAACUCUUGGAGAAUCCAUUCCAAGAAGCAGAAGGUUUCAGGGAGGUAAAGGAAGAUGCAGAAGAGGAGGGAGCAACUGCUACAGCAGCUGCUUGUGCUCAAGAGACCAGAAGCAGACUACCAUAUUGCAGUAAACCUCCGCUGUGGGCUUCAGAGCUCUGUGUUACAUGAUCUUCGUAACUGCCUUGUUUUGUUUUUUGCUGUAAACUGAAGACUCUGAUCCUCCUUCAGCAGUGAAGAAUUCAGCAAGGCAAACAUCAAAGUGCUAUUAAGUUAUUGAAACAACCCUACAUUUGGAUGCAUCUGCAACAGUCUUCAGCUGUGCUUAAUUUGAAGCAAUCGUGGAUCAUAGGAACAAACCAAUGACAAUCGACAGUCUGUACACAUCAGUAAUUUAAAUGGUUUGAGACUGAAAGUCUUUCCUUCAUUCAUACCGCACUGCAAGUAGAAAGCAAUAUUUUAUGUUGAGGCAGGCUGAAUUUCAAACAUCCAAAUGGAGUUGUUGUUAUGUGAAGACAAAAAUAGCAAGUCAGGAAUCUGAUCUGUUUUUGUCUGAUGUCUUAACUAAUAGUACUUCUAUCAUUUAUUUACUGCUUUCUCUAUGCAGGGACUUUUAGUCCUCUUUAAUGGAGGAAUAGAUUCAGUGUUGCUUGUUUGAAGCUAUGUUUCAUUUAAUUAAGUAGUUCAUUUCUUGUGAACCUUCAGAUUGAUAUUUAAUCAUUAUCUAUUUUCAGAGAAUUUGUGCAGGCUAGGGGUUGGGGGGAGCAAUUGAAUUUUUUUUUUUAAAUACAUUAAGAGCAGAAUUAAGGGAGACUAUAUACAUUUGCACUUGAAAAACUUGGUGGUGAAGUUUAUUCAGGUUCAGUAUGUUUGCAUACAACACGUGUAAAUAUUUACUGAAAUCAUGGGUGCAGUUUGUAAGCCAGUUGAAUUGGGCAAGGUCAGUUAGCCAAAUUAGUCUGAACCUUAAACUAUCCCAGUACUCAAAUCCAGGUUCAUUGUCUGUUUAUUUGUGUGCUCUUAACAGAGUCUCCUUGUAUGAGAAGCGUGCAGGUGGGAUACCUGUUCGUUCACACUGGUCAGUGGGACUCUUCCAUUCCCACUCUGGUCUUGCACCAUGUAGUUUGCUUCCAUGGUCUUUGAAAAUCUGUACGCUGAAAGUUGCCGUUCAGGAACAUGCUAUUUGAGGUUGUGUAAAAGAUUAUAGAGGAUAUGGGAGGAGGAUGGGAGCUGACUUGCUUGCAAGUUACUUAUUGAUAGUGUUUCAGUUGAGGUUUCAGGGGAAAGUUGGUUGCCAUUAUUGCCACGUCAGCAAAAAAAAGUUGUUCCGUAGUUGGUUAUUACUUAGCUUUCUGAACUUCUUUCUAAAGGACUCUAUUACUGGUUCAGACGCCUGAAAGCUUGGGAAAAGUUGGGUUUAAUGCAAAGGUUUCUCUUUUCCAAAGAGACCACCGUUUUACACUGUGAGUUUAAGUGUACUCUAGUAAAUUCUUCCUCCACCUCUGUGCAAGCUUGGUAUUAGCUCAGGUUGAAUUGUGCUCUUUUAAGUCUUCCUCAAAAUACAAGCUAUCAAAAAACAGGGAGAACAGUUGGGCUACUGCUUAUCCAUCUCUACGAAUAAUCAAUUUGUCCUCCUUGCUGCCACAGUAAAUAGGUGAUGCUUUGCAUGUAAGCAUUCGUUCUGUCUUGCCUUCGACCCAGAGAAACUGAUGCCGAAUAAUGAUUUGUGACAAACUAGAAUCUCUGACAAACGCGGCACUUUCUGUGACGUUUUGGAGUCCUUACAGAAAAGGACAAACUUGAAGGUGUAUUUACCUAGUCCAUGGAAGAAUGGUGUCGUUGAAAGAGGAAGUACCUUGAAGAAGUGGGCAACAAGUAAUGCUAGCCGGUGCAGCUGGUCAUCUUCUAGAAAGAAUCCAUUUUGUAGGAGUUUGAGACUUUCAUCGGGGAUUAUCCUUCCUCUCAACUUGGGGGUACUGGAAGCAAACCAUUUAAUGGAAACUUUAACAGAAAGUCAAUGCUGGGCAAAAAGAACUGCACCGGGGAAGGGAAGUGUGCUAGCAAUUUGAAAGACGCUUCAAACAUACCCCUGGCAAAUUUGCAGAACCAGUGGUGUCUCAUGGUAUGCCUGGUCCAGAAGGGAGUUAAUGAGCGGGGAAGUUGCUCCAAGGUGAUCAACACAACUCUGUGCUGAUUUUGUUUCUCAAUUUAUCUCUUUCCUUUUGGGAGGCAAAAGGGAAGAGUGUUUUGGAGCUCUGCCCAAGCUUUUGGCUUAACAGAAUGGUCUAAAAAGUAAUGAUUUUACACCAUACCUAAGGGAUCAAGUCUUUUUAACAGCAUUCUGAUAUUAAUUUGGGGGGGUUGAGUAGAUCUCUCUUAAUAAUGGUAUGGAGAAGGAGAAUGAUAUUAUAAUCGGGUGUUUGGACAUAGGAGAACUUGAAUUAAGUACCAAAUUAUUUUGCAUAUAAAGAUAGAAAUUAUUUUGCACCUAUAAUGCCAAAAUCAUGGAGCGAGAGAUACUUUGAAGUAAUUUGCUAGCAAUUUUAUCCUUAGAAAGGGAAAUUUAAUGUAACAGUGAGGAAUGAAAAUGUGGUGGUGUUUCCCGCUAAAUACAUUCUUUGCUUACAUAUAGAUCAAGUGCAAGAAGUCUAGAAAGCUUGAAAUGAUGAAUGCAGACCCUUGGUGUGGCUGCUUUGGUGUGCCGCUCAGUAAAGUUAUAUUUGCAAUAGAUGCAGUACGUUCACCGACGGGUAGAAAUACUAAGAGGGUAUUCACAUAGUCUUAAGUGCACUGACAUUCAACUGCUCUGUUUCUCAGUGCAUGCAAUAAUAUCAGUACUUUGUGUUUGAAGAAGCGUGAUGACCAGAAGCCAAGUGGUACGCUUGUGCUUUUCCAGCACUCUCAUUUUAAAAGGCGGGUAGUAGUUUCAGCUCUGAUAGCGAGUUUCUUCUGUUCUUGUUCCUGGAGCAGUGUGGAAGCAGGAGGUUGUUCAGGACAAUUAGACCAAAUUUUGUCCAGGUAAGGACUUUAUCUCUUAGCUCAGUUCUUCAGAGAGAAUGGACUACACCUUGUAACAUUUGGGAGUCUAAAUACUUGAAUCAUAAAUUGCUUCUUGAUUUUUACAGCUUGUAUUUGCAAUAUGUAAACAUGAAAAUAAUAUUUCUUAUUGGUCAAGUAUUCCGCUUGUUUCAAAGCCAUGGACUUGUGCUCAAAAUGAAUUGGUGACUCUUCACAUCAAUGGCUUUCUGUGGAAACACUUAGUCUGUGUCUAUACAGCCUGAACUACCCUUGCAUAAAAGCAAGUGGUACCCAGAUCACAAAACUGAAAGGAGAAGCUCUUGGAGACAUGUCUCUGGAUAGCCUCACGUGGUAGUGGGACUCUUCUCACGACUUCAUAAGAUUUCACCAUAACUCUGCUUCAUGAGCUUGUAAAUCUACAAUUGCCGAAUGUUUUACUGUCAGCUCUCACUUUGGAAUGUUUUGUGGGUUGGUUUUUGUUUUGUUUUGUUUUUCCAAACAAGUGCUAUGGCUUUCUUUGAUUCUUUUAUUAAAAAAAUUAAAAAUGCAAUUUUAA
Messenger RNA from Gymnogyps californianus (California condor), 5449 nucleotides. RefSeq names its product selenoprotein O (gene SELENOO). The record is from RefSeq and is a predicted model, not a curated record. Lineage: Eukaryota; Metazoa; Chordata; Aves; Accipitriformes; Cathartidae.